UAUAAUUACCUACUGUGUGCAGUGGUUUUGCACAGAGCAGCCUGGAUCCUCCUCUGCUUGGGUCCCCCGCAGGCUCUCCUGGCCCCUGCCUCCUAUUGGAUGCUCCCACAGCAAGCAGCUUGCUAUGGGGGCACCCACUGCUCCAUGUGUCCAUUCACACAUGGAGCCAAGCCAAUGAGGAGGCGGAGACCCAGGACAACCAAGACUGUUCACAUCACUGGGGCUCAGGUAAGUAUUGAGGAGGAUGGGGGCACUGCUGCACAAAAAGUUUUUUACCUUCAUACACAGAAUGCAUGAAAGUAAAAAACCUUGAGCCUUUACAACCACUUUAA
Messenger RNA from Staurois parvus, 332 nucleotides. NCBI's taxonomy places the organism in Eukaryota, Metazoa, Chordata, Amphibia, Anura, Ranidae. The record is from the annotation of a GenBank genome assembly.